AUGCUAACGUUUUGUCAAAUUACUGAUCCUUUGAAGCUUUGGCAAAAUUAUCGUGAAAGUAUGGCCGACGAUAUACUGCAUCGAAAACGACAGGAAUUGUCAUCAAAUGAUAUUAGUUUUGACCAAAUUAUAUUUGAUGAAGCUUUAUUUGAAUCAAACAAAGAAGUGGAAGUUUUAUCGGGGAAAUCUAAAGUACAUUUUGGUUUUCCCUUACCGAUAAACAUAAAUAGAACAACAAUUAAUAUUGAGUGUUUAAUAGAGAGAAGUUAUGAUCAACAGCAACUAUUAUUGUCCGUUCAAAAUGAAAAUCAAUUAAACCGUGAACAAAGAAUUGUAUAUGAUUCAGUAAUGUCGUCUGUUAACAAUAAUGAAGGCAAAAUAUUAUUUUUAGAUGCUCCUGGGGGCACGGGUAAAACUUUUUUGACAAAUUUACUUCUUGCAAAAGUAAGAUAUGGUGGAAAAAUUGCUCUUGCGGUAGCGUCAUCUGGCAUUGCAGCUACGCUAUUAGUAGGGGGCCGAACAGCUCAUUCUACAUUUAAACUUCCUUUGAAAUAUGAUAGUGACGAUAUUACGAGUGUCUGUAACGUUUCAAAGCAAAGUGGUACUGGUAAAUUGAUGCAGGACUGUUGUCUAAUUAUUUGGGAUGAAGCGUCAAUGUCCCAAAAAACUUCAGUUGAAGCUUUAGAUAGAACGAUGCGAGACUUGCGUCAUAAUAAUAGUCCUAUGGGUGGCUGCACAGUGUUGUUCUCUGGAGACUUCCGUCAGAUCUUGCCUGUGGUUACAAGAGGGACAAGAAAUGAUGAAGUCAACGCGUCAUUGAAAAGAUCCUACUUAUGGCCUUAUAUAAAAAUAUUAGGACUUAAAACUAAUAUGAGAGUGCUAUGUACAGAUCAAGAUAAUAUAAAUUUUGUCAAAGAUUUACUUUUAAUAGGCAAAGGAGAAUUUCAAGCAACGAAUGAUAAAAUAAAUAUUAAAAGUUUCUGUAAUUCAGUACCCACUAUAACAAAAUUGAUUCAAAACGUGUACCCGAAAAUUCAAAAUAUAUCUUCUAAAUCAUUGAAAUGGUUUCAAGAAAGGGCUAUUUUGUCACCAACAAAUGAGCAAGUCGACAAAAUAAAUGAUUUGAUUCUAUCUAGGUUUGACGCUCAAUCACAAAUGUACUAUUUAGUUGAUACAGUUUUAGAAAAAGAGGAUGCAGUCCAUUUCCCAACUGAAUUUCUUAACUCUUUAACACCUCCUGGAGUCCCACCACAUAAACUGAUUUUAAAAAUAGGGGCACCUAUUAUUUUAAUGAGAAAUUUGAGCCCACCCACACUUUGCAACGGUACAAGACUACAAAUCAAAAAAUUGAGAAGUUCAUUACUCGAGUGCAUAAUAUUAACAGGCUGUGGUAAUGGAAAAACUGUUUUAAUACCAAGAAUACCAAUUAUACCCUCAGAUUUACCUUUUAAGUUUAAACGUAUUCAAUUUCCCGUUAAAUUAGCAUUUGCAAUGACUAUAAAUAAGGCACAGGGACAAACACUUAACGUUGCUGGAAUUGACCUAAGCGUUCAAUGUUUUUCUCACGGUCAACUAUACGUCGCCCUGUCACGUGUGACAUCCAAAUUUAAUUUGUAUAUUUUUGCCCCUGAUCCAGAAAAAGUUGAUAACGUUGUUUAUAAAGAAAUUUUUUAA
Messenger RNA from Aphis gossypii (cotton aphid), 1674 nucleotides. RefSeq names its product ATP-dependent DNA helicase pif1-like. The transcript has a single exon. Gene Ontology annotation, biological process: telomere maintenance; DNA repair. Lineage: Eukaryota; Metazoa; Arthropoda; Insecta; Hemiptera; Aphididae. The record is from RefSeq and is a predicted model, not a curated record. The coding region runs from base 1 to 1674 and encodes 557 amino acids. Gene Ontology annotation, molecular function: DNA helicase activity.